GACACACAAACACACAAACACACAUACGGACACACAAACACACAAACACAGACAAACAAACACACACACACACACAGACAAACAAACACACACGGACACACAUUGUGAGAACUAUGUGCACGUGGGCAGACUGACUGACUCCUAAAUCCUUCAACCACCGUUAAUGAACACAAAGCAAACGUCUUUCAGGUGGGGCUUGUUGAUAAUCAUGAUAGUAGUUUUUACUGAGAGAGGACAUAUCUAUUUCACUUUGCUGAUUGGAAAUAUUUGACUGUAAAUCGUGAAUUCACUUCCAAACCUAAUGAUUAGAAUACUAUAUUAUGAGGUAAUAACCAAUGAGACCAAAAGACAAAGGUCAUUAUAUUAUAAACCUGCUAUUGACAUUUAGACAUUCUAUGUUCUGUUUGCUGUGUCACAUGGUUAUUAUAGGACCAUAGAAAUCAGAUAAAAGUGAUCAUGAGGUGAAUCAGUCUGAUUUACCACCUUGUUGAUAGGCUCCAUAUCUACACGUGUCCCAGUUAUCACCAGGUCAUGGUUUAAGAGGACAGGAUAUAAAGGGGACAACUGAGACUCCAAAAUAACAGCAGAAAUAACCACAAGAAGAGGAUAUCAUCACCCAGGAAUGAGAAUGAAGAGUGUUGUAUCUCUGCUGGUGUUGCUGCACUGCUGUCUGUCUGGAGCCCAGGUCCACAAAGACAGAGAUGGAGUCAGUGUGAAUGAGAUCCAGCAGGUUGACUAUGAGGACAGAGAGAGCAGAGGGAAGGACAUUCAGACUGACAAGCAGAGAGCUGAAGCUGCAUUAACACACAGCCAGCAAACCUGCCAGCCUGACAUCCACACUGUGCUGAGAGAGAUGAGCACCAUGAUGGCAGAGCAGAGAGUUGAGCUGAGACACACAAAGACUGAACUGGGAGCCAUGGAGGCCAGACUGAGAGACAGUGAGAGCCGUCUGACAACCAGUGAGAGCCGACUGAUAGACAGUGAGAGCCGACUGACAGACAGUGAGAGCCGUUUGGCAGCUAGUGAGAGACAACUGACAGACAGUGAGAGCCGUCUGACAGCCAGUGAGAGCCAAGUGGAGGAACUGAGCAAAAUGAAUGAAGCACAAGCAGUGAAACUAAACUCCAUGGAGACUCGUUCUAACAUCACUGAGAGCCACGUUGAAGUUCUGAAGAGAAACAGUCAAGACAGGAAGGUGGCUUUCUCAGCCUCACUAGCAGCACCUGGUCAAGGAGGAAACACUGGACCCUUCAACACCGGAAUCACCCUGGUCUACAGACAUAUCUACUCAAACAUUGGCAAUGCUUAUAACCCCACUACAGGGAUCUUCACAGCACCAGUGAGAGGACUCUACCUCUUCAGAUUUUACAUGUAUGGAGAGGGUGACAGUUCAGUUCCUAUAACUACAGCCUUGCAUAAGAAUGGACAUCAUGUAGCUGUUGCACAUGCUCACCAAGCUACUGGUGGUACUAACUCCUCUAAUGGAGUGUCUCUGCUGCUGGAGGUAGGAGAUGUGGUCUACAUGUAUCUCUGGGCUGGGAAUAAGAUAUAUGAUAGUGAAUAUCAUCACAGCACCUUCAGUGGUCACCUGCUCUUCACUAUGUAGGAGGGUUAUUGAAGGACUGUAUCAGUGAUCUGUACAGGAAAAUAUUCAGACAUUUGAACAACAUUGUCUUAGCAUUGAAAGUUCUCCAUUUGCUCUCUAAUAGUUCAAACUAAGGCAGUUCUCAAGGAGAAAAGUAGGUGAAAUUGACAAGAUUUGAAAAUACGUAUCAUAUCCAAGUUUUCAAAAUAGAAAAAUAAUUGUAAAUAUACUCAAAAUGAAAAUAUUAAUGUCAUGUAAAUAUUAUACUGUCCACUAAGACUUCUUUAAUUUAUGUAUUUAGAUGUUGACCCCCCCCCACCCACACCCCCACCCACUAGUAAAUUAACACUAGUCAA
Molecule: messenger RNA, 1941 nt
Organism: Oncorhynchus kisutch (coho salmon)
Lineage: Eukaryota; Metazoa; Chordata; Actinopteri; Salmoniformes; Salmonidae
Product: multimerin-2
Exons: 4
Coding region: 623-1606 (327 amino acids)
Molecular function (GO): protein binding
Source: RefSeq, a predicted model, not a curated record